Aspergillus bombycis is the source of this 1038-nucleotide messenger RNA. Its product is annotated as zinc-binding alcohol dehydrogenase family protein. The record is from RefSeq and is a predicted model, not a curated record. Gene Ontology annotation, molecular function: oxidoreductase activity, acting on NAD(P)H. Lineage: Eukaryota; Fungi; Ascomycota; Eurotiomycetes; Eurotiales; Aspergillaceae. The transcript is spliced from 3 exons. Bases 1 to 1038 code for a protein of 345 amino acids.
AUGGCCAACCAGGCAGCAGUCCUCACUCAAUUCCACGGUCCCCUAGCCAUCCAGGACCUCCCGAUCCCAGAAUGUCAACCAACAGAAGUGCUAGUGAGAGUGAAGGCAGCGGCUACCAACGCUGCCGACUGGAAGAUAUACGAGGGCCAUUUCCCCCAAGAUCUCCCACUGCUCCCGGGGUGUGACAUCGUCGGAGAAAUCACCGAAGUCGGCUCAAGCGUGGCCGGCUUCAGCAUCGGCGACAGGGUAGCCGGCUACACGCAGCAACAGCUCAUCGGAAUGCAAUCCAUGGCGACUACCGGCCGGAUCGCCCCCGACCUCCGCCACGGCGGCUACCAACGGUACGUCCCCAUGCUCCCGCGCAUGAUCUUCAAAGUCCCCAGCUCCGUCCCCGAUGAAACUGCCGUCACCUUCGGCUGUUCCUUCUUCACGGCCGCCGCCGCCGUCUUCAAGUCCCUCGACUUCCCCUACCCCUUUCCGGCGAAUGCGCCCGUCGAAGCCCAGAAGGUCCUCGUCUGGGGUGGCGCGAGUGCUGUCGGCGCUUUUGCGAUCCAGCUGCUCAGGGCGUCACAUGUGGAUGUCACGGCUGUUUGCUCCGCGCGGAACUUUGACUAUGUUCGGGGUCUGGGAGCGAGUCAUGUCAUUGACUAUGGUGCCGGUGAUGUGGUUGCGCAGGUGAAGGCGCAGGGUCUGAGCUUUGGGGUUGUGUUUGAUGCGAUCUCGUCGCAGGAGACGUGUACUGCUUGUUUAGAUAUUGCUGGUGAGGGAGGCAAGGUGGCGAACGUGCAGUUUCUGGAGGCUCUGAGGCGGCCGAAGAUUGACUUGGUGCAUACGAAUGUUGUGGAUAUCUUGGGCGAGUCGGAUGUGGAAUUCCUGUCCUCCUUGGUUGGGUCUUGGAUACCGAAGGCCUUAAGCGAAGGAACUGUAAAGGGUGUCCGGUAUACUAAAUACUCUGACGGAUUGAGCGAUAUCGAUCGUGCAAUUAGGGAUCAUCGCGAUGGAAAUCUUGCUGGAAAGGGCGUUAUUACUGGUAUCUAG